This is a messenger RNA of Nakaseomyces glabratus, 3369 nucleotides long. It is a transcript of the gene MLO127, whose product is annotated as Mlo127p. NCBI's taxonomy places the organism in Eukaryota, Fungi, Ascomycota, Saccharomycetes, Saccharomycetales, Saccharomycetaceae. The record is from RefSeq and is a predicted model, not a curated record.
AUGGAGCAGGAAACUGUGACUGCCAUUGUUCUGAGAGAGCGACUCUGCCAGAGUCCCGAUGCCUUAGGGUAUGUUGAAUUGGAAGACGGGUCGGUUGUAGUAGUCAGGUGCGAGUGGAUCGAUCACUAUGGAAUCAGCGAAUCAGUGGUGCUGAGGUCGCGGGUGAGGUGUUCUGGAUACAUAGUUGCAUUCUGUGAAUAUAAAAGCGGCAAAAGCGGUGGGAGGUAUCUCUUGUUAUUGAAUUCAGCAGGUACAUUGUUCGUCAGAGAGCUAUCGCAAGACCCAGAUAGUGGUCAAUUACAAGAUGGGUAUACACUACAGUACAGCAUUGAUAUACCAAUCACUGCUACAUUUUGUAACUUGCGGAUUGAUAACGAGCUCUGUCACAUAUAUUUCAACGCAACAGACCUAGAUGUUUACUUAUUGAAAUUUUAUGACAAGAAACAAGGUAUUGAAAUACACGAGGGAAUAACUACUGAUGGUGAUAGUACAAGAAGUCCUAUCUAUUCCUCAUUUGGGAAGAUAAAAACGCUGAAACUCUGUAGAUUUUAUGAAGAGGAACGAGACGUAUCGAGAAUGGAACUUUCUCUGAUCACUUACAAAAGAGGGAGAUGGAUUUUUGAAACUUGUUCAAGGCAAAGCAACAAACUUGAUAGUAGAUGGUCAUGUACGCGUUGCUUGCAGCUACCACAAACAUUGCAUUUAUUACCUUUUAGCUCACCGAAUAACGAAUACGUGUUUGCUUACAUACCAAGUUUUGGAUAUUAUAUCUUAUCUCUAGAUGACAUUUUUGUAAUCCCCUUUGUGAACGGAUUUUUAUGUGAUAUUGGUGGUGUAUUAGUACAAGACUUAACUUAUUUUGAAGGUUUAAGACGUCAAAUCGAUAUAACUGAAACAACAACUAGUAUAACCACAGAUUUGGUAGCAUCUGAAGAUACAUCUCGAUUAAAUUUCUGGUUUUUGACUGACAAGGAUGAGCUAAUAGUUGUAAAGAUUAAUAUAAUUCAAACCGAUGCCCUGGAUUCGGUAACUCACAUGAAUCGGUUUCAGUUUGAAGUAGUAGGCAUUGACCAACCAACCAACAGUGACAUAUCUAGAGACCAAAUAUCACUAAAAAAAAUAUGGCAAUGGCAAAGAGUGUUAGGGCGGCAAUAUUCAAUAUCAAUUAAUGACCAGAAAUUGCCAACACAAAGAAAGAGAAAUAAUGAAGGUCCAAAUAUGAUUUACGAUUAUAAACUAUCGCAAGUCCCCAUAGAGAUUUUGACAGGGUGUGAUUACCAAAGUAAUAGUUACUACCUAGAAGUAGAAUAUAACGGACUUCCUGUUCCACAACCUCCCUCAAAUGGAAAGGAAAAGAAUAUCGAAAAGUGCUGGCAUUUAAUCAAUAAACUCCCCGGUACACCAAGGUUGUCAUAUUUCGAUGGUGAAGCUCUUAUUUGGAAAGAUAAUUGUGACAAUAUCUACAGUGACCAAACUUUACAAAAAGAAGAUGCUCCUUUUGAUUUUAUUGUAAAUGGUGCUAAAAUUGAGAUUAAAAAUAACAUCAACGAUAUUACAUUCUUUCGACUAAAAAAUUCAACCGAGUAUUGCUUUGUUUCAUUUGAUGGAUAUUUGAAUUGGUCCUUCUCAGAUAGUCAGUUUAAUUUGCGUGAUAAAAUCACCAACCCCACAUUAAAAAAUGUCAAAAUAAACACAACAGUCAUAGGAAACAAUGUUGUUCUCACCUAUGCCAUUAUAGAUAAGCAUGUCCUGUGUUUUUUGAAUACAGAGUUAAAGUCGCAUACCAAACUGCAGAUCGAUGUUUCGAGAGUGACUCAUUUCGAUUUUAAUACUUGUUCGGAGUCUACUGAUCUUUUAUUAUUGGAUCCAGAGGGAGUUCUACAUAUCGUCAGAGCAGAUAGCGAUACAUUAAUUAGCAAAUACCAUUUUUGUUUACCAAAUUUAAGAUUCGCGAAGUCAAGCAAAGUAAAUGAAUGGCUAAUCUACUCUUCGGAAUAUAUUGCCAUUUUGAAUUAUGACAUAAAGUUAAAAUCGUAUACUUUGAAAAGCCUGUUCCUACCUGUAACAUUAGCGACCCUGGUUGGGUUUGGUGAUGACAAUAUUUAUGCUGUAAGUGAAAGCGGCUUAUUUAUUAAAAUGGAUAGAGAUUUGUUAGACUUAUCUCCUAAACAGAUUAAAAAUCGUGUUCGACUCGAUUAUAAGCUGGUUGCUAUAUCAUUCUUACCAUUUUCAUAUAGAUAUGUUGUUGGUCAUGUUGAAAAACUUGGGAAUGACGAGAAGGAUCCUGAUAAUAUUGUAGCGUUGAUCGACAUAAUCAAUGGGACAAUAGUUGAUGAAUAUACCACCACAAUUAAUCGUGAAAACCGUAAUAUUUCAUCAAUGUCGCCCUUAUUUUAUAAGGAAGAUAAUAUUCUUCUUCCUGAACUAAAAGGUGAAACUAGCUAUGCAAAAAAAUACGCUGUUUCGCACUGCUUUGCAGUUCUACUUUCUCCAACUAAUCUAGAAGAUAAUCUUCAAAAUAACAAUACCGAUAAUCUUCUUAUUUUUUCGGUUGAUGAAGAUCUGAAAAAGAUAAAGCUGGAGACUAUGGUCCCGACAAAUUCAAACGCUAGUAUAGUCGAAAAUUUUUACUACAGAACUUUUAUGGUAGCAGGUGAUACCGUGGCUCUCUAUGAACUAGAUUAUCUUGUAAAAGAAAACAGAUUUACUGUCCAAAAAGUAUCAAAUGAAGUAGGCGGUAGCUUGGUUUUAGGUGCCGUAAAUAUUUACCAUGGUAUAUCUAACAACGGGUACAAAGAAAGAAACAGGAAGGCGUCAAUUAGCAGAAUUACACUUCUUGACAAAUUUAGAGGUAUCCUGGAAUACAGCAUUUUAUUAGAUGACAAGAAGAAACCAAAUAGUCAACCAGAUGAUUUGAGGUUGCGGAUCAUACCUAUGACCAGCAAGGACGUAAUACCAAUUUCUAGUAUUAUCCAUGAAGGUGAUGUCAUUGACAAAUUCGAGGUUGCUGUUAUUGGGGAUUAUUCCUUUUUUGCUGUUGUCUAUAAUAACCGUAAACUAAUCAUUUUUUUCCAGGAUACUGAAGAACUCCUUGGUUACCAUACAUUCAAUUUACCAGCAACUGUGGAAACCAUCUCAUCACCCAAAAAGGUAGGUCAAAUACAAGAAUCUAUGGAAACACCACUUUUUUACUUAAUAACUACACAGGGAACACGGUUUAAUAUAGUGCUGACAAAAGACUUUCAAGUUUCUGAAUCGGCACUGGAAGAACAAGAGUCUCAUUUAAAUGAACUUGAAUAUUCUGACGGUAGAAAUGAUGCCUCUAUCUUCCCCUUCAUUGACACUAGAAUUUUAACAAAUAUGUUAUAG